AUGCUUAAGUUAGACAUAGAAAAACUAAAACCAUUACAGAAAAUGGAAACAAUGUUGAGGGCACUAUGCUGCAUUGCCUUUCUGAUCCUAUUCACAUGUAUGCCAAGAGGAAGUGCUCAAGAUAGCUCUUGCCUCAACAAGCUUUCACCUUGCCUAAGCUACCUCAAUGGCAGUGAAGACCCACCUGAUAGUUGCUGUGAGCCUCUCAAAUCUGUGAUUGAAUCAGAUGCAGAAUGCCUGUGUAGCUUGGUGAGCAACAGAGGCACCAGGCAAGCAGAACAAGCUGGCAUUAACAUCAGUGAGGCUCAGCAAUUGCCUGGUAGAUGUGGCCAACAUGUUAAUCCUUUGUCCUGUCUCACAAGUUCACCUGGUCCAAAUAACUCAGACAGAAACUCAGCAACAGCAACAAAGUCGAUGCACGUGUCUAGUGGAAUUGUUAUGAUGAUAUUUGUUUUGUCAUUAUUCAUGUGUAUAAAUAAAUAG
Sphenostylis stenocarpa is the source of this 483-nucleotide messenger RNA. NCBI's taxonomy places the organism in Eukaryota, Viridiplantae, Streptophyta, Magnoliopsida, Fabales, Fabaceae. The record is from the annotation of a GenBank genome assembly.